AUGGCUUCUUUUGGAAAUGCUGCCGUGGACAUAGAUUUGUUGGAAAAAGAAAUAGCUGCCAAAGAGGAAAGCAGAAGAAACAAAACUGAGUUAGCCGGAAAUAUAGCGGGUUCUUCUCGACCUGCUCCACGAAGAACUGUUAUGCAGGACGUGGAUCUUGAUACAGAGUUAGAUACUCUUGAUGAGCCGGUGUGGGACACUGUGAAACGCGACUUGAGGACUGUGUGUGCUAAGUUUGGACAUGUUAUUUUACCAAAAGGUGACAAAGAACAACUGUUGAAGGAUUGGGAUCUUUGGGGUCCUCUGUUCAUUUGCGUUGCCUUAUCGAUCUUACUCCAACAUAACUCGCAAAAUGGUUCAGCUCCUCAAUUCACUCAAGUUUUCACAAUCACCUUCUUUGGUUCAAUUAUUGUAACUGCAAACAUCAAGUUACUUGGCGGGCAUAUAUCUUUCUUCCAAUCUAUUUGUGUCAUUGGAUACUGUCUUCUGCCUCCAUUAGUUGCCGCGAUUGUCUGUUCCUUAUUACUCCAUGAGAAACUUUUCUACCUUCGUCUCUUUAUAACAGCCAUCGGAUUCAGUUGGUCAACUUACGCUUCCAUGGGAUUCCUUGCUGGAUGUAUAACGGAGAAAAAGAAACUAUUGGUAGUUUAUCCAAUCUUUCUCUUCUAUUUCGUUGUCAGUUGGAUGAUAGUCUCACACUCAUAG
This is a messenger RNA of Auanema sp. JU1783, 705 nucleotides long. The record is from the annotation of a GenBank genome assembly. NCBI's taxonomy places the organism in Eukaryota, Metazoa, Nematoda, Chromadorea, Rhabditida, Rhabditidae.